This is a messenger RNA of Drosophila busckii, 660 nucleotides long. RefSeq lists its product as uncharacterized. The record is from RefSeq and is a predicted model, not a curated record. The transcript is spliced from 3 exons. The coding region runs from base 1 to 660 and encodes 219 amino acids. NCBI's taxonomy places the organism in Eukaryota, Metazoa, Arthropoda, Insecta, Diptera, Drosophilidae.
AUGCAAACGUUUAAUAAAUUUUUGGCCAUAGCUUUGCUGGCGCUGGCCACGCUUAGCAGCCAAGCGACAGCUGCGCGCUUGGCGCUGCGUCCUUUGACCUCGCUGGAGCUGCGACGUGCGCUGCUGGAGUCGCAGGCGGCGACGGCGGGCAAUGGGCGCUCGGUUUCAUCCGCGCUGGCUGGUCUCAAGGGCUUUGCGCUGGGCAUAACCAAAGGCGUUGGUGGCGCCUUGCUCUUCGAUGUGAUUACCUCAAACGAAACGGCGGCGUACAUAAGCAAUAUGCUGGAGAAUUCCAACGGUGGCAGCACAAAUGCGGGCACAACGCAGGAAGUUUGCUUUGCCAGUCGCAGCGUUGAUGGAGAUGCGCCACGACAAGGACGCCAGCACAAUGCUAGUGAGGCUGAGGGAAGGGACGAUGGUAGCGAUAUGCCGACCACUUCGGGUACGUUGAGCCCUCCUACGGCCACGACCACUCACACGGGCACGGGUACGGCCAGGCAGUUGGACUAUUCUGAUACACCCUCAGUAACGACGCCGGAUGAGGAUCUUGGGGUGGAUACUGAUGCUGGAGGUGGCACUGGCGCGAUUACUUGCAUUGUGGUCAACAGAGGCGGACGCGCUUUCGUCAGACAUCGUCGCAGUUGGCCCGUGUCUGUUUAA